CGUCUCGCUGCUCCCUCAGUGCUGAACCUGACGCUGAUCGACCUGCCGGGGAUCACCAAGGUGCCGGUGGGCGACCAGCCGCAGGACAUCGAGUUCCAGAUCCGGGACAUGAUCCUGCAGUUCAUCGCCCGCGAGAGCAGCCUCAUCCUGGCCGUCACGCCCGCCAACAUGGACCUGGCCAACUCGGACGCGCUCAAGAUGGCCAAGGAGGUGGAUCCGCAGGGCCUGCGGACCAUCGGAGUGAUCACCAAACUGGACCUGAUGGAUGAGGGCACGGACGCCCGGGACGUGCUGGAGAACAAACUGCUGCCGCUGCGCAGAGGAUACAUCGGCGUGGUGAACCGCAGCCAGAAGGACAUUGAUGGCAAGAAGGACAUCCGUGCGGCGCUGGCGGCCGAGCGCAAGUUCUUCCUGUCACACCCGGCCUACCGGCACAUGGCCGACCGCAUGGGCACCCCGCACCUGCAGAAGGUCCUCAACCAGCAACUGACCAACCACAUCCGGGAGACGCUGCCGUCGCUGCGCAGCAAGCUGCAGAGCCAGCUGCUCUCCCUGGAGAAGGAGGUGGAGGAGUACAAGAACUUCCACCCCGACGACCCCACGCGGAAAACCAAAGCCUUGCUGCAGAUGGUGCAGCAGUUCGGGGUGGACUUUGAGAAGCGCAUCGAGGGCUCUGGUGACCAGGUGGACACGCUGGAGCUGUCAGGAGGCGCCCGCAUCAACCGCAUCUUCCACGAGCGCUUCCCCUUCGAGCUGGUCAAGAUGGAGUUCGACGAGAAGGACCUGAGGAGGGAGAUCAGCUACGCCAUCAAGAACAUCCACGGCGUCAGGCACGUG
Meleagris gallopavo (turkey) is the source of this 837-nucleotide messenger RNA. The record is from RefSeq and is a predicted model, not a curated record. Lineage: Eukaryota; Metazoa; Chordata; Aves; Galliformes; Phasianidae.